AUGCCGCGGAGCCCCAUGUCUAGCGAGGAGGAAAUGGCUCAGAGUUUCUCGGACUCAGUCAGUUCGGAAUCAGACAGCUCCAGAGAUGAGCCUCCAAGGCUGGAUCGACCUACCAGUGCCCGACUGGACAACAGCCUGCGAGACACAAUGCUCAUAUGUGUGGUCAUCCCUGACCUGCAGCAGACUAAAUCCAUGAGGUUCAGUCCUGAUGCCACAGUAUGGGUUGCUAAGCAGCAGAUCCUGUGUACUCUCACACAGAGUCUGAGGGAUGUGCUCAACUACGGGCUCUUCCAGCCAGCUGUGGACGGGAGGGAGAGUGGUUUCCUGGAGGAAGAACGACCCCUGAGAGACUAUCCGCUAUCCACCAAUAAAGGCGUUCCAACCCUUGAGUUCCGUUACAAGAGCAGAGUGUACCAGCAGCCAAACGUCAACGAAAAGCAAAUAGAAAAACUCCACACACAGGUCAACCUGAGGAAAUUUAUGGAUUAUAUCCAGCAUCAUCAAGUGGACAAAGUCUCCAAGAUGUUGGAGAGAGGGUUGGACCCCAACUAUCAUGACCCUGAAACUGGUGAGACACCACUAACCCUUGCUGCCCACCUGGACAAUAUGGUGGAGAUUAUAGUGACAUUGAAAAAUGGCGGGGCUCAUUUAGAUUUCCGCUCUCGGGAUGGGAUGACUGCCCUGCACAAAGCAGCCAGGGCAAAGAACCAAAUAGCUCUUAAGACUAUGUUGGAUUUGGAAGCGUCUCCAGACUAUAAGGACCGGCAGGGCUUGACUCCACUCUACCAUACAGUGACUGUAGGGGGAGACCCGAGCUGCUGCGAGGUCCUACUGCGUGCCCAUGCCAGCGUCGGAUGCCAUGAUGAGAACGGCUGGCAUGAGAUCCACCAGGCUUGUCGAUACGGCCACAUCCAGCACCUGGAGCAUCUCUUGUUCUACGGAGCCGACAUGCAUGUGGAAAAUGCAUCUGGGAAUACGGCUCUCCAUAUCUGCGCUCUGUACAAACAGAAUUAG
Molecule: messenger RNA, 1014 nt
Organism: Sinocyclocheilus grahami
Lineage: Eukaryota; Metazoa; Chordata; Actinopteri; Cypriniformes; Cyprinidae
Product: SH3 and multiple ankyrin repeat domains protein 3-like
Exons: 8
Coding region: 1-1014 (337 amino acids)
Cellular component (GO): postsynaptic membrane; dendritic spine; postsynaptic density
Molecular function (GO): synaptic receptor adaptor activity; ionotropic glutamate receptor binding
Source: RefSeq, a predicted model, not a curated record